AUGGCUGCUCAUGUCAUCAUUCUCGAUGCGAGUGCACGCAGGGCACUUAUUAAAGUGACACCUGCAAAACAUAUGAGUGAUGUCCUGGGGGAAGCCUGCUCCAAGUUCAAUAUCAACCCCGCGCAGUAUGGCCUCAAACAUCAGAAAAAGACAGUUGAUCUGUCCUUAUCCUUCCGGCUCUCUGGCUUGAGCUCCGGAGCCAGGCUAGAGCUAGUGCAGCUGUCUAAAUCUCCAACAGUUGUAUCUAUUGCCCUCCAGUUGCCUGAAUCGGAAUCACAAGGCGUUCCUAAUAAUCGACUGAUGGAUAAAUUCCCUAGCAACACUACUCUAUGGCUGGUGCUACGGAAGUUUGAAGCUGGAGUUGCAGGAGGUAGCAGAAAAUUCAACUUGACGGCAAGAGGAGCUCCACAGGCGCAAGAGGGUGAUUCAGGCUCUGUCAGAGUAUUUUACGAAGCUCCAGUGCUUAACAUCAUGGGCAAAGAGCUGUUUUCUUUCACGGACUUGCAGAAGACACUCAGCCAACUGGGAUUAAAUAAUGGCAGCGCGUUGGUAAGGCUAAGUUUUCGCAGGACUGACCAACCCCUAGAAGAGGCCAUGGUGGAAAUCGAUGCAUACUUUAAAUCUGUGGAUGGAGACCAGGGCAAGGCUGGAUCUAGUGAAGGCCCGUCUUCGGCGGUUGAUACUCCAUCAACAGAAGCACCGGUACCUGCAGAUGAUACCCCAAACGUCAACGAGGAAGAGGGUCUGCAAGCCAACACGGGCGAAGACGCAGUAAUUUCAAGUGAAAAGGGCGCAACUCAGGGAGGUGAAGGACAGGGAAAACGGAUACAGGAGAUUCAGGAUCAGCCAGCCCCUGUGCCAGUGACUAUCUCUUCUAGACCGGUCACCGUAUUUGCACCACCCUCCAGUUCGACUCCUCAUUCCGCCCAGACUCCCUAUAAUGAGAGAGAUUACCUUCCCACUAUUGAACACGCUCAAUCUCAUCAAAAGCGGCUGAAUGCAGCGAGCCGCCCCAACCGUUUAGCCGGUGAUGUUGAACUUGCGGCCCAAGAAACCGCGGCACAGGAGAGGCUGGCAAAGAUAAACGAGAUUGAAGUGAAAAUCCGCUUUCCUGACCAAAGUCAGGCAGUUUCCAAGUUCACAAAGGAGGAUACAGCACAGUCACUCUAUGUGUUUGCAAGAAGCUGUCUAGAUACUCCCUUGGCAGACCAACAAUUUUCACUUUUCUACUUCCCUACUGUUACAGCUGGUGCUUCUCGGGUGCAGGCACAGAUUCCAGCAAGUGAAGAUAUCACCCUUAUCCAUGGGCUCAAGAUGAGUGGGAGAGUGCUGGUUAACUUUUUGUGGGAUCAAAACGCCGCUCUCUCCGCCCGUAGUGCUGGCGGGUCUGUACUCAGGCCUGAAUUGCGGCAAGCAGCUGGGAAGCUACAGGUCAAAGACGUUGCGGCUGACGUUGAGGACGAGAAAGCCGAAGACAAAUCUCAAGUUCAUAAGACACAGCCGAGCUCUUCUGAAGGAUCAAAGAAGAAAGGGGGUAUGCCAAAAUGGCUAAAGCUACCCGGCAAGAAAUAG
Molecule: messenger RNA, 1572 nt
Organism: Nannizzia gypsea CBS 118893
Lineage: Eukaryota; Fungi; Ascomycota; Eurotiomycetes; Onygenales; Arthrodermataceae
Exons: 2
Coding region: 1-1572 (523 amino acids)
Molecular function (GO): protein binding
Source: RefSeq, a predicted model, not a curated record